ACUCUUGGGGCCACGCCUGCGAGGCGGCCAGGAGCAGCUAGGAGGUUAUUUUCUUCUGAGAAAGUCAUUCGUAAGGACUAUGCUCUCCCUAACCCCAGCUGGACUAAGGACCUCAGACUCCUUUUUGAUCAGUUCAUGAAGAAAUGUGAAGAUGGCUCCUGGAAACGCAUGCCUUCACACAGACAAAACCCUACUCGAGCUAUUCAAGAGUUCCAAACCCUUUUUGUUGCUUUCCUUGGAAAUGGCCAUUACAAUGAGUCAUUGGUCUGGUUCAAGGCCUCUGACUUCUGCUACACUAUCAAUAUUGGAUCCUCACUUCUCUUGGAUGUCCUGUUGUUGCCCUGUGUCAUGGAGAUCCUGCAGCUUUGGAUCUACAGGACUGGCCUCUUCACGUGCUCCAGCAGUUUAUCAAUGAGACUCGAAGUUUAAGAAAGAAGAACAAAUGUCAAAGGCCCAACAGUUCACCAGAAGUUUCGAGGAAGGGCUAGGCUUUGAGUAUGCGAUGUUCUAUAAUAAAGUUGAGAAGAGGACGGUCUCCUUGUUUCAAGGAGGACUUCACCUGCAAGGAGUACCUGGAUUUGUUCACGGAGGUGCCAUUGCAACCAUCAUUGAUGUCACUACUGGCACGUGUGCAAUUUCCGAAGGCGUUGCCAUGACUGCCAACCUCAACAUCACCUAUAAAAAGCCUAUCCCCCUUCUUUCUGUUGUUGUGGUAAAUAGCCAACUUCAAAAAAUUGAAGGAAGGAAACUUUUUGUUUCCUGUACUAUUCAAAGUAUUGAUGAGAAGACUUUAUACACAGAGGCAACGGCCUUAUUUAUAAAGCUGGAUCCUGAGAAACCUUUGACAUAAAAGAACUUCUGAUGAGUUCCACACUGUUCUGCAUGAGGCUCUCCCCCUCCAGAAGCAGCACCCAUCUCCACUCCUGUCACAGCUGCUGAAUCUCCCAGGGAAAGCCUGCUCUCACAGACCCUUCAGAACAGCCUCUGAAAUAUGGCUGCAGGAACUCACUCUCCACCUUCCAGAUUUUUUGUAAGAAGUACUUCCUGGGAGAGUCACAACAAUAAUCUGUAUCUCUCUAGGACAAAUGUGUAGUUCUAACACAUGAACAGACUUUAAAGCUAACAAGCAUAGGACCUGCUCUGCUGUGGACUGCAGAAGAAAAAGACAAAAAGAAAAAAAGACUGUAUUGAAACUUUGACUGCAAAUGUGGAAAUUCAAGAAAACCAAAGGCAGGGAUAAAUAUAUGAAGUGUUGUGAGUGAGGUGCGUGUGUGCGUAAGCCACACUGCGUGUUACAAAGCUAGGUUUGUUGUAUCUGAACAAACAUCUCUCUGGCUGUAUUAGGGAACACAGCUCACUUCUGUGGGAAUGGCCCCCACAUCUCAGUUGUCUGGGGCCCUUGAGAUUAAAAUACUGCUCUUUUUUCCUACCUGUGCAAUUGUAUCUUAAACAAUUUGUCAUCCCUGGAAGAAGGUUCUAUUAGCUUUCUGGGACUAUAAUGAAGAACUACAAGUUAGGUGGUUUAAGCAAACAAAAACAUCCCUGUCGCAGUCCCAGACACCAGAAGUCUAAAAGUAUUAACAAAAUGUUGCUUCUUAAAGUUGUGGGCAGGAACUCUCUCCUGGCUUCUACCAAGGAAGCGUCCAGCUUUCCCUGGUUUUCAGACACAGCAUAAUUUCUAAUUGUAAUUCUUUAUCGUCUGCUCUCUGUUGUAUCCAAAUUUCUCUUUGUGAAUGUUUAUUUAUUUGUCUGAGUGUGUGUGUGUGUUCAGGUGCUAAAAUAAAUUGGGAGAUUAAUGUUCUAGAAAGCA
This is a messenger RNA of Mus musculus (house mouse), 1810 nucleotides long. RefSeq names its product thioesterase superfamily member 4 (gene Them4). NCBI's taxonomy places the organism in Eukaryota, Metazoa, Chordata, Mammalia, Rodentia, Muridae. Bases 443 to 850 code for a protein of 135 amino acids. The record is from RefSeq and is a predicted model, not a curated record. Gene Ontology annotation, molecular function: long-chain fatty acyl-CoA hydrolase activity; medium-chain fatty acyl-CoA hydrolase activity. Gene Ontology annotation, cellular component: cytoplasm; mitochondrion; plasma membrane. Gene Ontology annotation, biological process: negative regulation of phosphatidylinositol 3-kinase/protein kinase B signal transduction; fatty acid metabolic process; regulation of mitochondrial membrane permeability involved in apoptotic process. The transcript has 7 exons.